CCUGCCAGUGGUUAAAUGUACAUGAGAUAUGACAAAAUUCUCCACAGAAACAUGAGUAAAGAUCAGCACUGAUCGGCACAGUUUCCAUAUUUAGAAGUUCCUCAAGUCCUAGAGCCACUCCCCCACCUCCUUUAGAAGAAAGAUCUCUGUCAUGUAGCUCCACCAGCUCUCUUGCUCAGUAACCAGAAAAUGCUUUUUCUCACAAUUCUGCUGUUUUCCUACUCUCAAAUGUCUCAGCAGAUACAGAAAACUACUGCAAAUGGCAAAGAGAUGCUGUCCAAUCCCAAGCUUGUAGUGGUUCAGGGGACUUUGAACGUGGUGAUGAAGCAGAAUGUGACCCUCUCCUGCCUCUCUCAGCCUGGAUCUCCACCUGUCAGAUACACACUGUUCAAGCACAACCAGCAGGUAUCUGCUUUGAACAGGUCAGACUUGAGCCCUGCACUGUUCCCCCUGACCAUCAGCUCUGCCAGCGAUGUGGGGGAAUACAAGUGCAAAGCUGAGUUUAACAACUCCAGUGGUGGAAAAUACAGCAACAGCCUCAACUUCACCCUCAUAGAGCCAAUUUCCAAACCAGUGCUGAGCUCACCCACCUCUCAGGCAAAGAAAGGCCAGAACGUGACCCUGUCCUGUUUCUCGGAGAACGGAUCCCUUCCCAUCACAUAUCUGUUCUUCAAAGGAAAACAAAACAUUUCUCCCCAAAAGACGAUGCAGAAGAGGGAAGCAGCUGUGAUUUUUCUAUUUAUCGAUUCCCUUAGUGACUUUGGAACCUAUAAAUGCAAAGCUAAUAACAGUUUUCCCAACAAUACAAAAUACAGCAACGGUUUCAACUUUACAUUAGCAGAAGAGAGAAGCCAUUCUCAACCCCUGAUAAUUUCUCUUGGGCUGAUCCUGCUACUACUCAUAAUAGGAUUUGCUCUGGCAAUUCCAUUUUUCAUAAUUCCUUUGUAUAAAGCAAAAAAGUUUAAGUCUACCAGGCCCUCAAUUGGCCUUACUUCAACAGUGUAUGCAGAGGACUCUGAAAAUGAAGUCAUAUACUCAGAGAUUGAGCCUGUUAAAGCAGAAGAAGAAUACAUCAACUUUCCUGUUAUUAGGAGAGAAGAGGAAAAAGCAGGGAAGAGGGCAUGUUCUACAGUCUAUUCAAAGGUCCUCAUCAGAGACUGAGUACCAGGUAACCUGGAAGAGCCAGAUUUGACAGAAAACAGAUGCACCACCAAGUUUGAGCAGAACUGUUUGCAGAGA
Messenger RNA from Sturnus vulgaris (Common starling), 1239 nucleotides. RefSeq names its product mast cell immunoglobulin like receptor 1 (gene MILR1). Lineage: Eukaryota; Metazoa; Chordata; Aves; Passeriformes; Sturnidae. The record is from RefSeq and is a predicted model, not a curated record.